Molecule: messenger RNA, 853 nt
Organism: Prinia subflava (tawny-flanked prinia)
Lineage: Eukaryota; Metazoa; Chordata; Aves; Passeriformes; Cisticolidae
Gene: RPRM
Product: reprimo, TP53 dependent G2 arrest mediator homolog
Exons: 1
Coding region: 184-651 (155 amino acids)
Source: RefSeq, a predicted model, not a curated record
GCGGCGCGGCGCGGGCGGUGCCGGGCGGGCGCGGGGCAGCGCGGAGCGGCCAGGCUGGGCUCGCCUGGGCUCGGCACGGCUCCGCCCGGCCCGGCUGGGCUCGCCUGGGCUCGGCACGGCUCCGCCCGGCCCGGCUCGGGCCGCCUGCAUGCGGCGGCGGCGGCGGCGGGGCUGCCGGGAGGGAUGAACGGCUCCUCGGCGGGGCUCCCGGCGGGGCUCGGCGGCUCGCUGGGGCUCCCGGCGGGGAUGAACGGCUCGCUGGGGGUUCCCGGAGGGAUGAACGGCUCGCUGGGGGUUCCCGGAGGGAUGAACGGCUCGCUGGGGGUUCCCGGAGGGAUGAACGGCUCCUCGGCGGCGGGGCUGCUGGCGGGGGCCGGGGGCGCGGCGCUGGAGCUGGAGCGGGCGCUGCGCUGCUGCACCGCCGCCUCCGUGGUGACCGACGGCAGCGGCGCGGCGGCGGACGAGCGCAGCGUGUACAUCAUGCGCGUGGUGCAGAUCGCCGUCAUGUGCGUGCUGGCCCUCACCGUGGUGUUCGGCAUCUUCUUCCUCGGCUGCAACCUCCUCAUCAAGUCCGAGGGCAUGAUCAACUUUCUGGUCAAGGACCGCCGCCCGUCCAAGGAGGUGGAGGCGGUGGUGGUGGGGCCGUACUGACCGCAGCGCUGACCCCGGGCUGGCCGCCCGCAGCCCUCCCGCGGACACCGGGCUCGGCUUGGAGCCUUUCCUCAUGAAGAACACCGGGCGGAUGGAUGCCGGCAGCCCGGAGCUCGGGAGACGCUCGGGGUGGCCGGAGCCGCCCGGCCCGGCCCCGUCCCACCGCCCGCGGCUGCCGAAGUAAAGCGUGCUGUGAUGGCAA